Microstroma glucosiphilum is the source of this 2438-nucleotide messenger RNA. RefSeq lists its product as hypothetical. Bases 287 to 2272 code for a protein of 661 amino acids. Gene Ontology annotation, cellular component: cell periphery; fungal-type vacuole. Gene Ontology annotation, biological process: positive regulation of catalytic activity. NCBI's taxonomy places the organism in Eukaryota, Fungi, Basidiomycota, Exobasidiomycetes, Microstromatales, Microstromataceae. The transcript is spliced from 3 exons. The record is from RefSeq and is a predicted model, not a curated record.
CGGUCCAGGCCAAGCAACAGGGGAAUGCGGUGAGGUAGAUCGUCGUGGUAUUCCUUCCUCAUCACUCAUUCCAUAUCUUCUCACCCUUCUCCUUCUCAGCAUACGCCCAUAAAGGUACCCUGGUAUCCUUCCCUGCCACCCCUUGCAGUCUACAGCUCGAGUAGCUCUGCUCCGGCUAGGAGCCACAAGUCUUGCCCCACCAGCUCCCUCUGCUACUGGCUCGGCCCUCAAACAAUCUCUGGGGUAGCCCAGCGCAGAGCUUCAGAGGGUCUCCUCGUAGCUCACAAUGCCCUCCUCCACCACUCAAAUCCAAUUUGAUGAGUCGUCCCUGGCUGCGCCCUCAUUAGACAGGCGCCAACGUACCAUGAGCGGCAGUACCAGCGCUGCAAAGGCCGGUCCCUCUGCCCCACCUCCGCUCGGGGGAGGGGAUCAAAUGGCCAAGCAGAACAGUCGAUCGAGCGUACGCAGCGAUAAUAUGGUCAACAGUGGUGAUGUAGCAUCGACCAGCGCUGUAACCACAUGGCAGCCGUCAAAGAAGAAGGACAAGAGGACAGUCGUCACAACUCCAGCAUGGGCUCAACCGGAACCGUCCGGCCCACCUCGUACGCCUACGUCGGCAGGAUCCUCGUCCGCAUCGACCCGGGAUCCCGCUCUCAAUCUCUACCGAUCCCGCUCACCCACACCCGCCGUCGGUUGGCAAUCGCCUCGACCUGCGAAGGGAUCGAAGUCUGCGACUCAGAAGGAAGAGGAAGCUGCGAUAUCGGCGGGUACUAGCGGUGUCGCACCGGACCAGGCUCACUCUCGCUUCUGGACCUUUACUCUACCUCCAAAGUACCGGAGUCGCUUGCAGGAACAUCCCUUCAAGCGGACCAAGAGCGAAGUCGAUCGCCAUCCUGGGGGCGGCGGCGGUGCCGAUGCAGCAUAUAGGGAUGGAGAACAGGCUCACAGUCCCCGGCGCGAUAGCAGCUCCGACAGCUCUUCCGAGGACAGCGAUGGCGAGCCCCGGUCACCGCCUGCGGUGCACGAGACUCGCAGCCAUAACAGAGGGGAAGAGAAGCUUCAGCGUCGGAUAGAACGGCUAAAGCGACGGAGCACUGAAGGCAUGGGUCGCGUUGAUGCGAGUGCUGGAGCAGCCGCUGGUCUAGGAGGACAAGAUUCUCUAGUCAGCUGGAGGAAGCGUCAACAAGCUGGUGCAGGAGCAUCGCGGUCACCUGCUCCGGAGACGUCUCCAGACAAUUCGUCCAACGGUAACGUGGAUACUUCUAGCCGCAGAUAUGGGGCUGACAUGCCCGACGUUGAAGCUGCUGCGGGGAACGAAGGACCAUCCGAGCGCAGAGAGUACGAACAGGGAGAUGAAGGACCUGUCGAGAGUGAUCACCAGAUGCAGCUAACGAUGCCACCCAAGGCCGAGCGCUCCUUUACCCGUCGCCAGGAUCUGCUACCGGGCUGGGACAGUCCUUGGAGACCCGAGGAGAUGCAUGGUCUGGGAGCCAUCGAUAUCGGCGGAUACACCUUUACGGGUGGAGAUGACUUCUACCCUCGGACAACUUCGCGCGUCGAUAGGAGCAAGAAGAAGUACAGCAGCACAAGCAUGAUGAUGGCCCGUCGCAAAGGUAGAAAAGGCCGCUCCACGGACGCCAAUGGUCCUUCUGCGGGACACUCUGGCCGAUCUUCUGCCGCCUCGGCCAAGGAGAAGGGUUCAGGCCCACGCGAGACGUGGCUUCGAGACAAGUGGGAGCAAUGGCAGGACUUCCUCAUGAGGAAUCCUUUUGUCCCCCUGCUCUUCCGAGCCAUCAACUUUUCCUUCACCACUGCAACUCUAGCAGUGGCGAUUCGCCUCUACAUGAUCCUCCAUAGCGAAGGUGCGGCCGACUCGGUCGGCGCAAGUCCAGUGGUGGCAAUCAUCUUUGCUCCUCUGAGCUUGAUUCACGUGGCGAGUCAAGUCUGGCUGGAGUACUUUUCCCGCCCUAUUGGACUUUGGGCAGUGAAGAGCAAGCUGAGUUACCAGCUUAUAGAGCUCGUCUUCAUCUCCCUCUGGUCCGCCGAACUAGCCCUCACCUUUGACAAUUACGCCACCUCUUCCCUCAAUUGUGUCGGGUGGUACUCUUCCUCCUCUUCCUGCUCCAUAUCCAAUGGUUCACCCUUGAAGACGCCCUCCCUCAAACCAACCAUUUGCAGCUACCAAGCGGCUUUUAUUGGACUGACCUUCACGACACUCGUGGCUUACACGUCUGUGUUCGCUGUUAGUCUGUUUAGGACGGUGGUGAGGUGAAAGGGUUUGGGGAAUCGGUAGUGACCGUCUAGUGACGCGUCAUUCAUUCAAUCAUUCUAGAGGUCUUCUUUGGCCUAUCACUUGCGUCUUUCUAACAUUUGGCUUCACACACACUCAUACUUUGUCACAUUGAUACCUGCAUAAUACCAUUGUUGUUUGUACCCUU